Paramecium tetraurelia is the source of this 282-nucleotide messenger RNA. RefSeq lists its product as uncharacterized. The record is from RefSeq and is a predicted model, not a curated record. NCBI's taxonomy places the organism in Eukaryota, Ciliophora, Oligohymenophorea, Peniculida, Parameciidae. The transcript has a single exon.
AUGUCAUAUUAAUAUAUUCUAAUAAGACAAAUGUGCAAUUUCGUUUUUAUUUUGCGAGAAAGUAAAUACCAUUUAGUGGAAUAUUCAUUUUUGAAGUUUACUACUACAAAUAUUGGGUAAGAUAAAAAGAUAUUACCAUUGCAUAUAAGAUUUUCACCUACUUUGUUUUAUGUUAAUCUACUAAAGGUAAAUUCAUUUUGGAUUUGUUUUGUUUUAUUUGAAACUCUGUUUGACUUAAUAGGAACACAAUAUUCUAACUUUUAUAAGCAAAGAUAUAGAUGA